Paecilomyces variotii is the source of this 1269-nucleotide messenger RNA. Its product is annotated as mitogen-activated protein kinase spm1. The record is from RefSeq and is a predicted model, not a curated record. The transcript has 5 exons. Gene Ontology annotation, molecular function: MAP kinase activity; ATP binding. NCBI's taxonomy places the organism in Eukaryota, Fungi, Ascomycota, Eurotiomycetes, Eurotiales, Thermoascaceae. The coding region runs from base 1 to 1269 and encodes 422 amino acids. Gene Ontology annotation, cellular component: nucleus; cytoplasm. Gene Ontology annotation, biological process: protein phosphorylation; intracellular signal transduction.
AUGGGUGAUUUACAAGGACGCAAGGUCUUCAAGGUGUUUAACCAGGACUUUAUCGUUGAUGAGCGGUACACUGUCACCAAGGAACUGGGUCAGGGUGCAUAUGGUAUUGUCUGUGCCGCUACCAACACGCAGACGGGUGAGGGCGUCGCCAUCAAGAAGGUUACCAAUGUGUUUAGCAAGAAGAUUCUGGCCAAGCGGGCUUUGAGAGAGAUCAAGCUGUUGCAGCACUUCAGAGGUCACCGCAACAUCACAUGUCUAUACGACAUGGAUAUCCCCAGACCCGACAACUUCAACGAGACUUACCUCUACGAAGAAUUGAUGGAAUGUGAUCUGGCGGCUAUUAUUCGUUCGGGUCAGCCUUUGACGGAUGCGCACUUCCAGUCUUUCAUCUACCAGAUCCUCUGCGGUUUGAAGUAUAUCCAUUCCGCCAACGUCCUGCACCGAGAUCUGAAACCCGGCAACCUACUGGUCAACGCCGACUGUGAACUGAAGAUCUGUGACUUUGGAUUGGCUCGAGGCUUCUCGAUAGAUCCAGAAGAAAAUGCGGGAUACAUGACUGAAUACGUGGCAACCAGAUGGUACCGUGCUCCCGAGAUCAUGCUCAGCUUCCAGAGCUACACUAAAGCUAUUGACGUCUGGUCCGUCGGGUGUAUCUUGGCUGAGCUCCUGGGUGGCCGUCCAUUCUUCAAGGGUCGCGACUACGUCGACCAGCUGAACCAGAUUCUUCACUACCUGGGAACCCCGAAUGAAGAGACCCUGUCCCGCAUUGGCUCUCCCCGUGCGCAGGAGUAUGUCCGGAACCUUCCGUUGAUGCCCAAGGUUCCCUUCCAGCGUCUUUUCCCGAACGCCAACCCGGAUGCCCUUGAUCUCCUCGACCGCAUGCUUGCGUUCGACCCGUCUUCACGUAUCUCCGUGGAGGACGCUCUUGAGCACCGCUACCUGCACAUCUGGCACGAUGCCUCGGACGAGCCCACGUGCCCGACGACCUUUGACUUCCACUUCGAGGUCGUCGAGGACGUACAGGAAAUGCGCAACAUGAUCCUUGACGAAGUCAUCCGAUUCCGUGCUCAUGUCCGACAGCAGUCCCAGGCGCAGGCCGCCGCUGCUGCUCAGCAACAACUAGCCCAACAGACCAACGUCCCCAUUCCCGAAAACCAGCAGGGUGUCUGGAAACAGGAAGAACCAAGACCUCAGGAGGCGAUUGCCGCAGGCGGCCCGCAUCCUAAUGACCUCGAAGCGUCGCUGCAGCGGGGUAUGGAUGUGCAUUAA